Molecule: messenger RNA, 804 nt
Organism: Candida albicans SC5314
Lineage: Eukaryota; Fungi; Ascomycota; Pichiomycetes; Serinales; Debaryomycetaceae
Exons: 1
Coding region: 1-804 (267 amino acids)
Biological process (GO): fatty acid beta-oxidation
Cellular component (GO): peroxisomal matrix
Source: RefSeq, a predicted model, not a curated record
AUGUCAGACCCAAUCACUUAUGAAGUCAAAGACAGAGCAGUAUUGAUUACUUUGAACAAUCCAAAAAAACUCAACUCCUUAACCAUACCACAAUAUGAUAUACUUUGCAAAUUCUUAGAAAGAGCAAACAACGAAGAGGGCACUAUCAUCACUUUGAUUCAAUCUACAGGCAGGGUCUUCUCUGCAGGUGCCAAUGCUGAUUUUGUUACCUCCCAAGAUACCGAACUUGACACUUGGUUGAACUUGUCAGUGGCAAAGCAAACAUUUUUGGUGCAAACGUUUCUUGCCCACAAAAAGAUCCUUGCAGUCGCUUUGAAUGGACCUGCUAUAGGAUUAUCAGCAUCCUUUGUGGCACUUUGUGAUUUGGUCUAUGUCAAUGACUUGUCAAAAACAUUCUUUUUAACUCCCUUUGCAAAUAUUGGUAUUCUCGCUGAAGGUGGUACAUCGGCCACACUUCCAAUUCGUUUAGGCUGGUCCAAAGCUGCCGAAGCAUUGUUGUUGUCCAAGAGAAUUUCUGGUCAAGAUUUACAAAAUGCUGGGCUCGUAAACAAACACUAUGGAGGGAAAUUUAAAACAGCUGAAGAGUUCAAUUCCACCGUCUUGGGCGAGUUGCUCGACGCUACAGAAAACUUGCAUGUUGACUCGAUUUUGCAAAAUAAGGAAUUGUUGAAACAGAUUUACAAGCCAGCCAUUAGUAUGGUUAACUCUCAAGAAGUCUCCAGAGGAGUUUAUAAAUGGACUUCGGGAAUCCCUAAAGAUAGAUUCAAGAAACUUGCCAGUGGCGAGUUAAAACACAAGUUGUAG